UAUGUCAUUGGUACCUACAUGUAACCACAACCAGGCUCCUCCCCAGCACGACACAUAACAGAAUAGCAGGCAUAUUGGAAAUCUAAGUACUAGUUUAAUCAGCAACAGGCUGGUCACACAGCUUUAUCUUUCCAGAUAUCCCCUGGACAGGACAGAGGUUACAUUAGUUCAAUUAUGCAUGGUUUAAUGAUCAACUUAAUCAGUUUGCCUUUUCUGAAGUGAACAGGAGUAUAUAUAGGUUAAAAUGUUUAACUUAGAACCACCAUACAGCAAAAUUUGUAACUAGGGAAAACAUCUAUGUUCAAAACUACCUUAGGACAUUGGAAACCGACAACAUGAAAAUAGCUGUCAUCUUUCUUUUUAUUGCCCCUUUUGCUAUUUCAAGUAGUCUUGACAAAGACUAUUCUUCCUUUGAUUCUGCAUCUCCUGAGCCAAAACCAAGAUUUGCCAUGUUAGAUGAUGUGCGGAUUUUAGGUAAUGGACUUCUCCAGCUUGGACACGGCCUUAAAGACUUUGUCCACAAGACCAAGGGGCAAAUGAAUGACAUCUUUCAAAAACUUAACAUAUUUGACAAGUCCUUUUAUGAGCUCUCACUGCAAACCAGUGAAAUCAAGGUAGAAGAAGAAGAGCUCAGAAAAACAACUUCCAGAUUACAGGCCAACAAUGAAGAGAUAAGGAAUAUAUCACUAGAGUUGAACUCAAAGAUUGAAGACCUAUUACAUCACAAGAUUGAGCUUCAAGAGAAAAUAGGAGGGCUGGAAGAGAAAGUAAUUAAAUUAGUCCACAUUCAGCCUGAAAUUCAAGAAUCGAAAGAAAUGACUUCACUCAAAAAUUUUGUACAGCAACAGGAUACCCACAUUAGGCAACUACUCAAAGUUGUACAAGAACAGCACUCACAACUUGAUAAACAGCACAAUCAAAUAAGGGAGCUGGAAGAAAAGCUAAGCAAUACAGAUUUCCACGAAAACACAGAGAGUUCAUUUUCUCUGAAGCAAAUGGAACCUAGGAUCAUUCCCUUUCCUUCACAUAAUUCUACAGCUCCAGCACAAGUUAAAGGUCUUGCUACUGACUGCACUGCCCUUUACAAGAGAGGUGAACGGACCAGUGGCAUUUACUCUAUUAAGCCCAACGGAUCUGAAGCUUUCAAUGUCUUUUGUGAAGUGAAAACUGACAGCUCCUGGACAGUAAUUCAAAACAGAGUUGAUGGAUCACUAGAUUUCAACCAAACCUGGGAGAGCUACACCAAUGGUUUUGGUGACCUCAAUGGGGAAUUUUGGUUGGGACUAGAGAAGAUAUAUUCCAUUGCUAACCAAGCUGACUACAUUUUACGUAUUGAGCUGAAAGACUGGAGAGAUAAUAAACACUACGUCGAAUACACAUUCACAUUGGGAAGUUCAGAAACAGACUACACACUUCUUCUUUCAGAGACCUUAGGAAAUAUUUCCAAUGCACUGCCUGAACAAACAAAACUGAGGUUCUCCAUAAUGGAUCAUGACAACGCUACAAGGAGAGAUUUCAACUGUCCACAAAGAUAUUCAGGUGGCUGGUGGCACAGAGCAUGUGGGGAAACAAAUCUGAAUGGAAAAUAUAUCAAUCCAAGAUCAGAGGGAAAACUGGAAAGGAGACGAGGAAUAUACUGGAAGCCUCAGAAAGGAAGAUUCUACUUGAUCAAGUCAACCAAACUGAUGAUACAUCCUACAGAUCUGGAAAGUUUUGAAUGAGCCUUCAUAUUGAUGUGUUUCAUCAAAUACAUAUACACUGAACAUUCAACAUAUCAUGAACUAAUAAUCAGGGCUGUAUGCCCAAAUACAAGGCACAGAUUCCAUACUAUUCAAUGACACAACAAGGAGCAAUCUGUUAUGGUCUUAUAGUAUAUGUUGAGACUAUUGUUAUUUUUUCAAAUAGUAACAUAUUUCAAGUUCAAAACUAUCUACGCAUCCCAACUGUUGAACACUAGUACCUAGAAACUGGACUUGCUUUGAUAUUUGAGCAGAUUAUACUGCAUGCAAACAAGAAUUUUCAGGCCAAUGCAUUCAUUUCUGGAUUUUGUAGAGGAGACUAUGCAACAUGUUUCAAUAAAAUAACAGACUGAUGGAAUUUCACAGAAAACAUUUAAGCAUUAGUUUUGAAGAAAAAAAGUACUUUAUAAAAAGUAACUAGAUUCAAGUACAUUGUAACCUCUGAACGCGGGGGGAGGAAGGGGAAAGGUGUCCCUAAUUUGGGAACACUCAUGAUAUGAACACUGGCAAGUGGAGGCAGAAUCAGCUCUGUGCACUGCCACUCUCCUUCCGUCCAGCUGGGAGAAUGGCAGUGCAGUGACACGCUGUGCCGGAGGCUUUUCCAUGCCAUUCCCAUAGUGGCGGGGGAAGUGCAUGGGAGCAGGGGACUGGGAGCACCAGGAAAAGUGCCCUGUCCCCACCCUUUUUCCCAGGGUUGCUGGAUUAAAGAGGUUCAAGUGUACUAUAGUCUUAGACUAUAUCUAUCCUUAAAUGAAUUGGCAGAUAAUUCUGCAUUUUAUGGCACUCUGUGUUUAAAUGUGAACAUUAAAUUCUGUAUCUUGUGCCAUAUCUUCAUAGUUAUGCUCAUGUCACUAUGAAAACUGCAUAUCUGGAAAUCCAGAAUAUGAAUAUGAAACUAAUCUUUAAUAUUAUACUUUUAAGAAUAAUUCUUAGGUCCUGAUCCAAAGACUGCUGUUAGUUUUUCGCAUGGAUUUCAAUGGGCUUUCUAUCAGUCACCUUUUGGAAUUCCUUGGAAUCAACUGGACAAACAGCUGUGUUUGAAACAGACCAAUUACCUUUAAUAUAAAUAGAAACCAGCCCUGCAUCCUGUACCAAUUGAAGUUAAUGGUGCGACUCAACUAAUCACAUUGGUAAAGAUUAAAAGACUCUGCAGGACCUUCAGUCCCAAUCCUGCAAAUACUCAUCUGCAUAAUUUUACCCAAAUGAGGAUUUCGAGAAGCCAAUGGGACUAUUCAGGCGUGUGUGUCUGCGUUUGCACGGUAGGAGCCAUAGAAUGUGAAUAUAUUCAGUCAUAUUGACUUUUCUAUCGUAUCUAACUGUACUGUAAGAAUUUUGUCAUAUUUUAACACUUGUAAUCACUAAAAUAAAUCAAUUUUUUAAAACUAUAUUUUGUCAAAAUGAAAACAAGGUUGAGGAUAAAUAGCAAAUUACAGCAAAACCAAGCAUUCAUUCAAUUCAAGGUCUGAUGCCGAUGAAACUCCCUCAUUACAAUCAAAGUAACAGGAUCAGUCAAGAGAUACCGCACAUUUGUACUGGAAAUGUUUGAUUGUUUGUCUGACACUUUAAAAAUCAAGAAAGAAAAUUUCCAUCAAGAAACUAAUUUGUAACAUGAAUAAAAGAAUUUUAAAGGGAUUAGUUUUCUAUGUGUUGGUUGUACCCAUAUAGGGGUUUGUUUAGUUCCCAAAGACCAAGGAGACCCAUAUCAGCUUAGAAGAAAGGUAGUCUGGGGAUGAGGAUAAAAAAACUGUCUUGGUGCUGCUUAAAAUCCUCAGUACAGAUCUCAAAUGCCUGUCAGCAUCCUUGGAAGACCAGAAAGGGCAGGACUGUCACACCAGUACUUCCCACCAGCUUGUCCUCUUCCACCCUACACCCAGGACGGGAUCUUCACUCCCCUGCCCAGCCCCGCUGUAACAAUGCCUGAGUGAUAAAUCUACCAAUGGCAGCUAUUCAGACUGUACUUUGAAGCCCUCCAAUUUCAAUGCUCUGGAGUCAGGUAUUUUCACUGCUAACAGACUAAUUCAUAGACACAAACUAAUUCACUGUCCAACCAAGAAAAGCCAUCGUUUCCUGGAUAAGUCCCAGUCGCUAGACCCAAAGAAGCCUGCCAACAUUUGGGGAAAAAAGCCAUGAGAGAUGUCCUGCCCCAGGGAGCAAGGAGUUGGGUCUGCAGAAAGGUUCAAACAUACAGGCCAUGGGAACGAUGGGAUAGCCUUGGUGGCCUAUUCAAAUGUGAGCUCAGCAACAUUUGUUUUAGCUUCACCCUCACUGCAAAGUGAGACACACACUUCAGUAAGACAUGGAUACAGGAUAGAGGGCAUAAAUAUAUGCAUCAAUGACUUGAUGCAUGGAUGGUAGGAUGGGAUUGGGCUAAAUCACAUGUCAGACCUGCAGUUUAUAGACACAUCAUCAAAGGACUUCAACACUAGCUAUUUCUAGUUCAACUCCUUGGUAAAAAAAACCUCCAGCAGAAGAGAGGGUCUUGACUGGCAGGUAUAGUCCCUCACUUUAGAACCCUAACAUCUGACCCUCAAGAUUCCAUGAUGAAGAGUGUGAGCUGGGUUCUCCUCUCUCUCCUUUUACUUCCUUCAUCUCCUUUCCCCUCUAUCACAGAAAGAAAACGAGCCCUGUGUCACCUUUCUGGCUCCCUCCUCCACCCCCCAUCUCUGAAAGAGAGACUCCCAAGUGAGCAGAAACAAUCAUGCUCUCAGCCCACCAUCAUCUCCUAAUUGCCAGGCUUUGAGCUAAUAGCUGGGUCCUGGAUCAAGCCACUUAUGCUUAGUCCAUCCUUACCAAAUGACUGCAGCCUUCUAGCAUGAUACAAAAGGGAAGCACGGGAGAUUAGGAUGGCCAGUGAAGAGAAGAAUGAAAUAAUUUUGAAGGGUAAAGAAAGACUGGUUGUCCAGAGAAGAACACAACCUCUUUUCCCCCCUAAAAUCAGCAUGUCCUCCCAGGAGUGUAAUGAGGAUAAAUUCAUUACAAAUUGUGAGGUGCUUAAAUAUUAUGGUAAAGGGGGCAAUAUAAAUACAGCAAAUGAAAUAGCUAAAGAAUAUAUCUUCAGAAAGAGUUUAAAUGGGUAGCUGGUAAUAAAAACAUUUGUUAUAUACAUAAAUCUGGGAGAAUGUUUUGGUCUUGCAAUGUAAAGUGCUGCUUUUCUACAUGAUCUGCAGGUUAUUAGUGCAAUUUCAAUGCAGGUACUUGAUUUUUAAAUAAGUUUAAUCAUUUGACUAGCCAUAGGAUUUAUAUCUGAAUAUGUAUCUGAGAAUUAUGAACAGGUGAACAAAAUAUUUAUUGUGACUAUAUUAAAGUAUUUAUUGGAGCUCUAUGAAAUGUUUAUACUCAAAUGUGAUGCAGAGAUGUGAACCGGUAAAAUGACGUGGCAGAAAAGGACAGCCCCAGUCAGUAAUGCAUUUUAUUCAGGGGUUUGUGUAUUUUUUUUAAGUAAACUUAGAAAAUAAAGGCAGCUAAUCUGUCUUCUACCCUGGAGGUAACAAUUGGUCAAAAAUGGUAGAUUAUUCUUAAUCUUUUCAUAAAUUUUUUAUUUUCAU
Messenger RNA from Pelodiscus sinensis (Chinese soft-shelled turtle), 5284 nucleotides. RefSeq names its product angiopoietin like 3 (gene ANGPTL3). The record is from RefSeq and is a predicted model, not a curated record. Gene Ontology annotation, biological process: blood coagulation. NCBI's taxonomy places the organism in Eukaryota, Metazoa, Chordata, Testudines, Trionychidae.